Messenger RNA from Tetrahymena thermophila SB210, 1677 nucleotides. RefSeq names its product WD domain, G-beta repeat protein. The record is from RefSeq and is a predicted model, not a curated record. The transcript is spliced from 2 exons. Gene Ontology annotation, molecular function: protein binding. Lineage: Eukaryota; Ciliophora; Oligohymenophorea; Hymenostomatida; Tetrahymenidae.
AUGAAUUGUCAAACCCACAAGUAAGAAAUAGUCUAGGUUUGCCUGAAAAAGGGAUGUGAUAAUCAUCUACUUUGCCAAAAAUGCUUGAUUAUUCAUCCAACAGAUCAUACUUCGGAAUUCGUAGAGAAAAGUAGAGUUUUUGACUCUGAUGGUAAGGUCAUCUUAAUGAGUCGUACUUAUGAUAAUUUAAAAUAAAGAGUUAAUCAAACUAUCUUGAAUCUCAAGUCGUAACAGAUAUAGCUAACAGACGAAAUAGAAAAUUUAACUUUUGAUUUCCAAAGAAGACUCCAAGCAUAUUUAGAUGAGAAACUUAAAUAAUACAAAUCAGAAAUUCGCAAAUUUUAUCACUAGUUAUAAAAUAGCCUUUAUACAGAAUAAAAAAAGCUUUAGAAAGUUAGAAUUUUCCCAGAUGAUCCUUAUGAUACAUAGAUCAAUCACUUUAAUGACUUUAAAAAUUAAAUUCUUCGCAAAGUAAUUGAUGAAGUUGAAAGCGUAGAAUUUAAAGCAGGAUAGAAGCAGUAAGCCUUUAUAAGCAAAUCAAAUUAUGAUAACUCAUACAAUCGAAUCACUUAAACUAUUGAUUAACAUCCUUUCGUUUUACUUAAAGUCGUUAAUGAUAUACCUUUUGAGCAAUAAUGCAUUCAAGCCCUUUCUAUUUAAAAUAAGUUCUAUGAGCAUAAAGAUUGGAUUAAUAAGCUUUGUUAUUUAGAUAGCAAUUAAAUUUUCGCUUCUGCAUCAUCAGAUUCUACAAUAAGAGUUUUUGAUCUAAAUACUGAUUCAGAAAUAGCUAAAAUGGAAGGACAUAUAGGAGCAAUUAACACUCUGUUAUUCUGGGAUGAAACUACCCUUAUAAGUGGAGGAUUAGAUAAGACUAUAAGAGUGUGGGAUUGGUAAGUCUAAACUGAUGAGUAACAAACUGUUUUGUAUGGACAUGAUAAACCAGUUCGUGCUUUAGUAAAAUUGGAUGAAGAUUUGUUUGCAUCAGGUGGAGGUGAAAGACAAGUACACAUUUGGUCAUUUUAAAGUAAGAAACUAGUAAAAAAAUUACCUGAAUGUGAAGAUACAAUUCUAUGUUUAGCUAAACUACAUGGGGACUACAUGGCAUCAGGAUCUUCAAAAGGAAUUAUAACAAUAUAUGAUUAUUAAAGACUAAAUGGUAAUAUAAUAAAAUUCUUGACUAUUCAUAGUGGUGCAGUAAAAUCAAUGCUGUAUAUGAAAGAUGAGCAAAGAUUAAUCACAGGAGGAGAUGAUAACUAAAUUUACAUUAUAAAAUAUAUGUAGGUUGAUCACCCAUAUAAAUUAUAAGGCCACAAAGGAGGAGUUACUUCACUAAUAUAUUUGAACUCUCCUACAUUUUUUGGGUCUGCUGGAUGGGAUGGAUAAAUCAUGCUUUGGGACAUCGAGAAAAGGGAAGAAGUUCUCUCUAUAUAAGAGAAUGAGAACUAUAUACAAUCAGUCAUAUAUAUGAAUGAUGGUAAAACAUUAAUAUCUGGUGGAUCAGAUCAAACAAUAAGAGUAUGGACUAUGAAAGCUCAGGCUACACUGGAAGAGCUUUCAAUGUAGUUAUAAUCGUUUGCUAACAUAAAUGAAAACCUAGAUAACUCGUAAAAUGGAAUCCAAGGAAAUCACCUCGAAACUCCUAGAUAGGGCAACUGUGAAGUCUGUAAUAUUUUCUGA